Molecule: messenger RNA, 2188 nt
Organism: Glycine soja
Lineage: Eukaryota; Viridiplantae; Streptophyta; Magnoliopsida; Fabales; Fabaceae
Product: probable polygalacturonase
Exons: 5
Coding region: 217-1650 (477 amino acids)
Biological process (GO): carbohydrate metabolic process
Molecular function (GO): polygalacturonase activity
Source: RefSeq, a predicted model, not a curated record
UUCCCCUUCCUUUGUGUGAAACGCGGUCACCGAAAUGCAAAUAGUAGUGCACCACGCACUUCCUUCCAGCUUCACAACACACCCUAUGCGCCAUCUCCACCACUCUCUAUUCUUUUUCUCCUCCAUCGCCGCCACCACCACCACCACCACCACCUUUUCCAACCAUAACAAAAUCAAAUCAUUCACCCCCUGUUCUGUUCCAUUCCUAUUAUAUAUAUGGAAUCCGGCAAAACAACCUUUGGAGCCGUGGUCCUGGGAACCUGUACCCGACCCUCCUGGGCCCUCAUCUUCCUCCUCUUCACCCUCGUCACCUUUCUCACCCUCCACCUUCCCGCCAGGCCCGUUUGGUUCCUCUCGGGCCUACAGCCCGGGCCCUAUCCAACAACUACCCCAACCUGCGCCGGCUUCUUCCGCGAUGUUCCGCCGAGGAAGGUCGUCUUGUCGAUCGAGGAUUUCGGCGGCGUCGGAGACGGGAAAACAUCCAAUACCGAAUCGUUUCGGAGGGCGAUUCGGUACAUGCAGCGCUUCCAGAACCGCGGUGGGGCCCAGCUUAAUAUCCCCACCGGAACUUGGCUCACCGGCAGUUUCAAUCUCACAAGCAAUUUCACGCUUUUUCUUCACCACGGUGCCGUUAUUCUCGCCUCUCAGGACCCAAAAGAAUGGCCAAUAAUUGAGCCAUUGCCAUCGUAUGGAAGAGGCAGAGAGAGGCUAGGAGGAAGACAUAUUAGCCUUAUACAUGGAAAUGGCAUUAGCAAUGUUGUCAUUACAGGACAAAAUGGGACAGUGGAUGGUCAAGGAAGGAUGUGGUGGGAACUUUGGUGGAACAGAACAUUGGAGCACACGAGAGGGCACCUCCUUGAGCUAAUCAGCUCGGAUAAUGUUCUUAUAUCGAACCUCACCUUUCGAAAUUCCCCUUUUUGGACCAUCCAUCCUGUUUACUGCAGCAAUGUUGUGGUCAAAGGGAUGACAAUCUUGGCUCCUCUUAAUGCCCCAAAUACUGAUGGCAUAGACCCAGACUCAAGUACCAAUGUAUGUAUUGAAGAUAACUACAUAGAAAGUGGGGAUGAUCUUGUAGCCAUUAAGAGUGGUUGGGAUCACUAUGGAAUAACCAUGGCCCAUCCUAGCACAAAUAUUAUAGUAAGAAGAAUAUCAGGCACUACCCCAACUUGUUCUGGAGUAGGCAUAGGUAGUGAAAUGUCUGGCGGAAUUUCAAAUAUCACAAUUGAGAAUUUGCACGUGUGGGAUUCUGCAGCUGGUGUUCGCAUAAAAUCUGACAAAGGCAGAGGAGGCUACAUAACAAAUGUUAGUAUUAGUGAUAUAAGAAUGGAGAGAGUGAAGAUACCCAUUAGGUUCAGUAGAGGUUCAAAUGACCACCCUGAUGAUGGGUGGGAUCCAAAAGCUGUUCCUAGAUUCAAAGACAUUUUAAUCAGUAAUGUGGUCAGUGUAAAUUCAACAAAAGCCCCGGUUUUGGAAGGUGUAGAGGGUUCAUCAUUUGAAGGCUUGUGCUUCAAAAACAUUACCCUACAUGGUGUAGCCUUAUCUGCGAGAUGGCGUUGUGAAUAUGUCUCUGGUUUUGCCACCGAGGUUUUCCCUGUUCCAUGUCCUGAGUUGCGGAACAAUAGCUAUUCAUCCUGGUGUUCAGCUUCCUGAUCUGCUAUAUGGAUCCUGGAUGGUUCAAAGUUCCAGCAAAGGAAAAAGCAGGCUUUUGCUCACAUUAUGAUUUGAUGAAGCAGUUUUCAGUGUUGCUUAAGUAUAUUAUUUUUGUGAGGCACAACAAAUUGAGCUGAAUUGAACUGGGUUUUGAAGCCUGAAUUAAGGUGACAAUUUCCUAUUUUGGGUGGCACGGGCAUAUAAUCUGAUGAGUAAGGUUUGUGAUUGGAACGUGCAGAGUAUUAUUUGAUUGAUAUUGUGCCCCCUCUCUCGCCACGGUUGGUGGCUAUAGAACAUGGAGUUUCAAUGCACAUUGGUUUGGUUAGCGGGGAAGCAAGUGAUUCUUUUGUUUUACUCAACGAGAUGGUUUUUUUAACAUUUUUUUGUUACUGUUGUAUAGGGCAGUUUAUUCUUGGUUGGAGAGCCCAAAGUUGAAUAUAGAGUGAACCAAUUCAUUGAACAAAACAAUUUUGAAUCAGAUCAGGUCUUUCAAUUUUUUUUUCUAAUACGGAAAUUUGCGAAAGUCAUUAAUUCACUA